UCAUUAAUGUGGCUCGCUUCACACAGCUAGCCGAGCCAUUCCUACGUAGCCGCUUAUUGCCUCUUUAUCCGACGUGUUAGGAAUCUUUACUUUAAAUUGUUUGGUUGGACAUACGAUGUUUCGUAGGAAGCUCACGGCUUUAGAUUAUCACAAUCCUUCAGGUUUUGACUGCACAGAUGAAACAGAGUUCAGAAAUUUCAUCGUAUGGCUGGAGGAUCAGAAAAUCCGACAUUAUAAAAUCGAGGAUCGUGGAAACCUCAGGAACAUCUCGAGCUCUGAAUGGCCCAAGUCUUUUGAAAAGUAUCUGCAAGACGUGAGCUGCCCUUUCAGCGUUCAGGAAAGGUGCGAGUCCAUCGACUGGCUGCUCGGCCUCGCAGUUCGGUUUGAAUACGCUGACAAUGUAGAGAAAUACAGAAACUGCGCACCUGCAGCCGAGGUGACCAACGCAACACAAAAACCUGCCGACCCUCUCAUUAACCUGGACAGCAACAAUCCCGAUUUUAAGGCUGGAGUCAUGGCCUUGGCAAACCUUCUCAAAAUUCAAAGACACGAUGACUACCUGGUGAUGCUCAAGGCCAUUAGGAUCCUCAUCCAAGAACGCUUGAGUCCUGAAGCCAUCGCAAAAGCCAGCAAGUCAAAAGAGGGUUUGCCAGUCACUUUGGACAAGCACAUCCUGGGCUUUGACACUGGAGACGCCACUCUGAACGAAGCAGCCCGUAUCCUCCGGCUCCUGCACAUCGAGGAGCUGCGCGAGCUCCAGACAAAAAUCAACGAGGCCAUCGUGGCCGUGCAGGCCAUCAUCGCCGACCCAAAGACCGAUCACCGCCUGGGCAAAGUGGGCAGAUGAUCACACACUCGCGUCACGUGGGCAGUGCGUAAUGGAAUGGGACGAUUGGUAUUUAAGUGUGCCAUGAUUGUGGACAAAGUCUUUUUUUUUUUUUUUUUUUUUCCCCCCCUCGUUUUUCUUUAGACCUAAAA
Messenger RNA from Hemibagrus wyckioides, 978 nucleotides. It is a transcript of the gene rtraf, whose product is annotated as RNA transcription, translation and transport factor. The record is from RefSeq and is a predicted model, not a curated record. Gene Ontology annotation, biological process: tRNA splicing, via endonucleolytic cleavage and ligation. Lineage: Eukaryota; Metazoa; Chordata; Actinopteri; Siluriformes; Bagridae. Bases 116 to 847 code for a protein of 243 amino acids. The transcript is spliced from 8 exons. Gene Ontology annotation, molecular function: RNA binding. Gene Ontology annotation, cellular component: tRNA-splicing ligase complex.